Molecule: messenger RNA, 2592 nt
Organism: Neltuma alba
Lineage: Eukaryota; Viridiplantae; Streptophyta; Magnoliopsida; Fabales; Fabaceae
Product: receptor-like protein EIX1
Exons: 1
Coding region: 1-2592 (863 amino acids)
Molecular function (GO): protein binding
Source: RefSeq, a predicted model, not a curated record
AUGCUCCACAAUAAGGGCACUUAUAGUUUGAGAGUACAGUGUGAUGAAAGAGAUCGCCAUCUUCUCUUAAAUUUCAAACAAACAGUUGGUGAUCCAUCAUCCAUCCUCUCUGGUUGGUCGGAUGGCAGAGAUUGUUGUGAAUGGAUAGGGAUUCAGUGUGACAACACCACCGGUAGAGUCAUCGAACUCAGUCUUCCUUGUUCUUUAGAAGCCUAUGAUUAUGAUUGUGAAGAGAAGAAAUCACACUGUCUCACAGGUGAAUUCCACCUAUCUUUGCUCCGACUUGAGUUUUUAAAUUACUUGGAUUUGAGCAAUAAUGACUUCCAUGUUAUUACCCAACAUGAUUCCUCUAAAAAUUCUUCUAAUCUUCAUCACCUUGACUUAUCAUAUAAUGAGGAUCUUUUCAUUGAUAGCCUUCAUUGGAUUUCUCGUUUUGCCUCCUUGAAAUAUGUUAACUUCAGUGGCAUUAAUCUUCAAGGGAAACUUGAUUGGCUUCAGUUACCAGCUUUACUUCCUUCCCUUACUGAAUUGCACCUAGAUAGAUGCCACCUUGAAAACAUCAGUCCAUCCCUGCAGUAUGUCAAUUUUACUUCACUUGAAGUUCUUAGCCUUUCUGAUAAUGCUUUUAACUCUGAAAUCUUUCCGAACUGGCUAUUCAAUCUCAGUGAUGUCACUUCUGUAAAUUUGAGCUAUAAUUAUUUUCAUGGCCAACUUCCAAAUAGACUGUUGAAUCUUGGAAAAUUAAAAAGCUUGGAUUUGCAAGGCAAUCAACUAAGUGGACCAAUUCCAGCUUGGUUAGGCCAACUAAAACACCUACAAGUUCUUGAUAUUAGUCAUAACUUACUUUAUGGUCAUAUUCCUCCUCAAUUGGGAAAUCUAUCAUCCUUGGUUAUCUUGAAUCUCAAUUCAAAUAACUUAAACGGUAGUCUUCCAGAGAGCCUUGGGCAGCUCUUGAACUUGGAGAUGUUCAACUUUUAUGAUAAUCAUUUGAUGGGGUAUGUGUCUGAAAGGAAUUUUGUCAAACUCUCAAAUUUGAAAGCGCUUGGCAUGGGAUCUCCAGGCUUAAUCUUUGACUUUGAUUUGUCUUGGGUUCCUCCUUUUCAACUUGAAGGCAUAAAUUUGGUGCACAUAGUGGGUUCUAAGUUUCCUGAAUGGAUAUAUACGCAAAAGUCUCUCAGGGUAUUAGUUAUUAUCUCCUCAAGUAUUUCAUUUCAAUCUCAAGAUAACUUUUGGAAUUUGGCAACACAGUUGAGAUGCAUAUGCUUACAAGAGAACACGAUUGAUUGGGACAUAUCCGAUGUGUUACUGAACUCUACAUACGUAAGUUUGAGUUCUAAUAAAUUCAAAGGCAAUCUCCCUCGUUUGUCACCAAAUGUUGUCACAUUCAAUGCAAGAAAUAACUCUUUUCAAGGAUCUAUUUCUUCAUUGUUGUGUCAAAAGAUGAGUGGCAGAAGCAAUUUAAAGUAUUUGGACAUGUCUAAUAAUCUAUUAUCAGGAGGGCUUACAAAUUGCUGGAUGCAUUGGAAAUCCUUGGUUAUUAUUAGGCUAGGUGGCAACAAUCUUACGGGUACUGUUCUCCCAUCAAUCAGUUUCUUAUCUAAUCUCAAGAUUUUGCAUCUCAAUAACAACAACUUCUUUGGAGAGAUACCAAUGUCACUGAAAAAUUGCCAAAACCUGCAGAUCCUUGAUGUUGCAGAAAAUAAAUUUUCAGGAUUCAUACCAAACUGGAUAGGUCACAAUGUAAAGAUUAUCCAAUUUAGAUCCAACCAAUUUAGUGGAACUAUCCCAUCAGAAGUAUGCCAGUUGGAAUCUCUUAUAAUAUUGGAUUUUGCAAAUAACAAACUCUCAGGUUCAAUACCUAAGUGCUUACAUAAUAUGACAGCCAUGAGACAAGCUGCUUCAAGUAAUGUGGUUAACAACUUUUGUGGCAGAAUAUUGUGUUCAAAUUCUAUAUAUGGAGACAAUGUUGAGUUGCAUAUAAAAGGCCUUGAACUAAUCUAUGAAGAAAAUGUAAAGUUGUUGCGUGCUAUUGAUCUAUCAAGUAAUUAUAUGUCUGGAACAAUACCUCCAGAAAUGUUUAGUCUCAGUGAAUUGCAUUCCUUGAACUUGUCCCAUAAUCAAUUAGAAGGAAAUAUAUUGAGAGAGAUUGGAAACUUGAAACAAUUAGAAUCUCUUGAUCUUGCACACAAUCAAUUUUCAGGUGAAAUUCCUCAAAGUUUGGCUCAAUUGUCUUUUCUGGGAACCUUAAACCUUUCCUUCAACAAUUUCUCUGGAAUGAUCCCAUCAGGGACUCAACUUCAAGGGUUCAAUGUGCUAAGCUAUAUUGGGAAUCUUGGACUUUGUGGUGCUCCACUUCCAAAGAAUUGCACACACAAAGAUGUUAAACCCACUGAAGGAAAUUACAGUGAAGAAGAUGAAUUUCUAUCUUCCUUCUACAUUGGGAUAGGAGUUGGAUUUGCCGUGGCCUUUUGGGGAGUCUGUGCUGUCAUUUUCUUCAACAACAAUUUCAGGCAUUCUUACUUUAGAUUCCUCUAUCACAUUAGAGACAAGUUUUAUGUCAUGGUGAUCCUCAGGAUUAAUCGUUUUCAUUGA